GUUUGGGAAGGAAUCUAUACGAUUGUGAGAAAGAAGCGACGAAGAGAAGAUGGCGAAUUCGGGACCGCCUCCUGCGCGGUUAUGUGCGCUUUCUGAUCUAAAGGAGAGGGGGGUGGGUGAGAAGGUUAGGGUGCUCGGGUGUAUAACACACUACAACACCACCACCGCCCUCCUAACUCUUCACCCCCCCCACCCCCCCUCCCCUUCCUCCCCCACCGCCGCCAUCCACCACCACGCAGCACUCAUCGACCUAACCCUCCUCCUCUCCUCCUCCUCGCCCCCCCAAACCAGCAUCGGGGAAUGGGUGAACGUCAUCGGGUACAUCACUUCACAAUCCCCUCCCUCCGCCGCCGUUCCACCUCCGCCUGCAGGACGAGGAGAAAGAGGGAGUCGGAGAGGAGGCCGGAGGGGGAAACGCGAAGAGGGAGAAGGGUCUAAGGGGGAACAUCGCACGAGCAUCCAAGCCCUCCUCCUCUGGCCUGCUGGGUCACUGAAUAUCCAAGACUACGAACAAGUCGUCGCAGACCUAAAAGCCGAGACCGAUUUGAAGAAACCUGAGAUGGUAGUAUAA
This is a messenger RNA of Pseudogymnoascus destructans, 571 nucleotides long. RefSeq lists its product as uncharacterized. Bases 50 to 571 code for a protein of 173 amino acids. Gene Ontology annotation, molecular function: single-stranded telomeric DNA binding. The record is from RefSeq and is a predicted model, not a curated record. Gene Ontology annotation, cellular component: CST complex. NCBI's taxonomy places the organism in Eukaryota, Fungi, Ascomycota, Leotiomycetes, Thelebolales, Thelebolaceae. The transcript has 2 exons. Gene Ontology annotation, biological process: telomere capping.